Messenger RNA from Laetiporus sulphureus 93-53, 1948 nucleotides. RefSeq names its product Rft-1-domain-containing protein. The record is from RefSeq and is a predicted model, not a curated record. Lineage: Eukaryota; Fungi; Basidiomycota; Agaricomycetes; Polyporales; Laetiporaceae. The transcript is spliced from 4 exons. Bases 4 to 1629 code for a protein of 541 amino acids. Gene Ontology annotation, biological process: dolichol-linked oligosaccharide biosynthetic process; glycolipid translocation. Gene Ontology annotation, cellular component: endoplasmic reticulum membrane.
GCUAUGGCUUCCACCUCCGUCAGCGAUGCUCCCUCCAAGUCGCAGCAGGAUUUCCUGCUUUCAAAGGCAUUAGCGUCUGCAUCGUCUCUCGUCUUCCUUCAACUGUUUUCGCGCGUAUUUACGUUCGCUCUGAAUCAAGCAUUGGUACGACUAGUCUCUCCGGAGGUUUUCGGCACUGCCGCUAUCCAAUUCGAGCUUCUGCUAUCCACCAUCCUGUUCUUGUCUCGAGAGGGCGUACGGAGUGCGCUUCUUCGCGCAUCGGACAAGUCUGCAUUGGACAAGACGAAGAAUAAUGUUUUGGUCACAAAUAUAUCCGUGCUGCCUGUGACUGUCGGCGUCCCUGCAGCCGUCCUCAUCGCGCUGCUCUACAUCGGCACCACGUCCGCUUCAACAGCUUCCCAGCCCCACUUUCGCAGCAGCGUGGCUAUAUAUACUUUAGCAGCAUCCCUCGAACUGCUGUCGGAGCCUCUCUACAUCCGCGCCCAGAAUGACCUUCGAUUCGAUUUGCGCGUGAAGGCGGAGGGUACUGCUGUUGUCAUGAGGACGCUGGUCGUCUUCACCCUGUUGAUGACACUUCCGGUCGAAUGGGCCCUUGUCGCCUUUGCAGUGGGCCAAGCUGCUUAUGGCCUUACCGUGCUGGUGACUUAUUUGCGAGCCUAUAAGCAAGGCAUCAGCUUCUGGCCUCGGAAGACGAUAGCAUUGGUACAUGGCAAAGUGGGUUCCCAGUACUUCGAUCCUUCGUUGCUACAUUUAUCUGCUGCUAUGACGGGCCAAUCCUUGGUCAAGCAUUUUCUUACCGAAGGCGAUAAGUUUUUGAUCUCUCGUCUGAGUCCUCUAGCAGACCAGGGCGGUUACGCUAUUGCAUCCAAUUAUGGCUCGUUAGUGGCGCGGAUUGUUUUCCAGCCAGUGGAAGAGACGUCGCGGGUUUUCUUUGCGAAGACGCUCUCCGCAACGGACUCGCGUGAAUCGCUCAAGGCAGCCGCCAGGAUGCUCAUGAAUGUUCUUCUGGUCUUCACACAUUUGCUUUUGCUGCUCGUGACCUUUGGUCCUCCGUAUAUGGCACUGGCAGUAUCAAUCCUCCUCCCGCCCAGAUACCACUCCACUUCUGCGCCGACAAUCCUGUGCACGUACGUGUACUACAUUCCUAUGAUGGCUUUCAACGGCAUCCUUGAGGCUUUCUUCGCUUCCGCUUCUGCGCCUUCGGAUCUCCAUGCGCAAAGUCGAUGGAUGUUCGUGUUCUCCAUUGGAUUCAUAGCUGCGGCCGUAGGUCUGGCUAAAGGAGCCGGCCUUGGUGACGCUGGGUUAGUGUGGGCGAAUGUCGCGAAUCUGCUGUGCAGAGCACUCUACGCGUGGCUGUUUGUUCGCCGCUACUUCCGAACCAGGGGCGGUCCCGAGCUGGCUAAUUGGAAGAAGGCGGUGCCUCCCGGGUUCGUUCUGGCGACGUUUGCUGCAUCCGCGGCUGUAACGCGCUACAGCGAGUGGAAGUAUCGGGACGUCCCUUUGCAGCUAUUGCUUCAGAGCGGUCAUGUCGCGAUGGGGUUGUGUUGUCUCGCUGGAUGCAUGUCAGCUUGUCUCAUUUCCGAGCGCGCUGCGCUGUUGCAGAUAAACUCGUUCAUGAGAAGACGAUAAUCUGGUCCUGUUGACUGGCGGGCUUGCCCUUUCUUCUUUGUCGGGCAAUAUAUGACAGUCAACAACUUUGAUACCAUAAUGCGCUGCGGAUGGUAUCGAACGAAACGUCCUGAUUCAAUUGAGCUACAGGAACCCGUGUCCGCAGUAUCUCAGCAUCGAGAACGGCCGGGUCCGCAUGAGUUGAUGAGAGGCACAUUAAGUAGAUUCUGCAGGUACCCAGCCAAUGGCCAAUUUGAAGUAGAACAAACAUGUCAUAGCGGAACAGAGAUCUGUCCGGCCAUCGUGAAAAUAGUGUUUCCCUUCAAAAGCAAAGGGCCGC